CAGUAAACGCCAUUUCUCGUGAAAGGCACUAAAAUAUUUUGUUUUCGCAGUUUUCCCACAUUAACAGUUUAUCACAAUGGCGCACAAUUACGUUGUGACAGCGCAUAAGCCAACGGCUGUGAGUGCCUGUGUGACAGGUAACUUUACUUCUCCAAAUGACCUGAAUCUGAUCAUUGCAAAGAAUACCAGGAUGGAAAUAUAUGUGGUUACACCAGAAGGUCUGCGGCCUAUCAAAGAAGUGGGGAUUUACGGGCGGAUUGCUGUGAUGGAACUGUUUAGGCCACCAGGCGAAACCAAAGACUUGUUGUUUCUAUUGACAAGCCGGUAUCAUGCAAUGAUCCUUGAAUGUCAUCAAGAUGGGGAAAACAUUGACAUCAUAACCAGAGCUCAUGGCAAUGUUCAGGACCGUAUAGGCCGGCCGUCGGAGACAGGGAUUAUUGGUAUCAUUGACCCUCAGUGUCGGGCUAUAGGGCUCAGACUCUACGACGGGCUUUUCAAGGUUAUUCCCCUUGACAGAGACAACAAGGAGCUGAAAGCCUUCAACAUCAGACUUGAUGAGUUGACGGUUCAAGAUGUUAAAUUUCUCUAUGGUCGCCCCACCCCCACGGUCUUACUUAUUUACCAGGAUCAACAUGGCCGACAUACUAAAACAUAUGAAAUUUCCCUGAGAGAUAAGGAGUUCCUGAAAGGCCCGUGGAAACAAGAAACCGUGGAGACGGAGGCGACUAUGGUGAUUCCAGUUCCAGAGCCGUAUGGAGGAGCCCUGAUCCUGGGACAGCACUCUAUCACUUAUCAUAAGAAUGAUUCCUAUGUAGCCAUUGCCCCUCCUGCCAUCAAGCAAAGCACCAUCACCUGCUUUGGAAAGGUAGAUCCUAAUGGCUCUCGCUACUUGUUAGGGGACAUGGUGGGAAGACUGUUUAUGUUGUUGUUGGAGAAGGAGGAGAAGAUGGAUGGCACAUUUGUGGUCAAAAACCUCAAGUUGGAGCUCUUAGGAGAGACAGUGUCAGCAGAAUGCAUUACUUACCUAGAUAAUGGUGUGGUCUAUAUCGGUUCUCGUCUGGGUGACUCUCAGCUAGUAAAGCUCAAUGUGGUGGCAGAUGCCAGUGGUUCUUACGUACAAGUUAUGGAAACUUUUACUAACCUUGGUCCCAUCGUCGACAUGUGUGUGGUUGACCUGGAGAGACAAGGUCAAGGACAGUUGGUGACGUGCUCUGGUGCCUACAAGGAGGGGUCAUUACGAAUUAUUCGAAAUGGCAUCGGAAUUCAUGAACAUGCCAGCAUAGACCUGCCAGGCAUCAAGGGCAUGUGGCCUCUUAAAGUGGCCUCGGACAAACAUGAUGACACCCUUGUUCUGUCAUUUGUGGGGCAGACUAGAGUGUUGACUCUAAGUGGUGAGGAAGUAGAAGAAAUAGAGAUGGCAGGGUUUCAGGCAAAUGAGCAAACUUACUACUGCGGCAAUGUCUGUGGCAAACAGGUUGUUCAGGUCACGCCAUCGUCCAUUCGCCUGGUGAGUUGUGAGACGAAGAAGCUGGUCUGUGAGUGGUCACAUCCAGAUGGCAAGAACAUCAGUCUAGCCAGCUGUAACAACAUGCAGGUUGUCUGUGCUGUCGGCAGUCAAGUCUUCUACCUGGAAAUUGCUCCUGGAGAAAUCAAACAAAUAAGCACAGCAACUAUGGAACAUGAGGUGGCCUGUGCUGACAUCAGCCCGCUGAGAGCAGACUCAGAGAAGGCAGAUUUAUGUGCCCUUGGGUUAUGGACAGACAUUUCUGUCCGGGUCGUCAAGUUGCCAAACUUUGACAGUUUGCAUGUUGAAAUGUUAGGUGGAGAGAUUAUUCCUCGUUCCAUAUUGAUGUCAACAUUUGAAGGUCUUCACUAUUUAUUGUGUGCACUUGGGGAUGGAUCUCUCUUUUACUUCAACCUUAACAUUGAUACAGGUUACUUGUGUGAGAAGAAGAAAGUCACACUGGGUACACAACCGACUGGUCUGCGGCCGUUCCGCUCUCUAGCCACCACAAACGUGUUCGCCUGCUCUGACCGUCCCACUGUCAUCUACUCCAGUAACCACAAACUGGUCUUCUCUAAUGUGAAUCUGCGGGAGGUCAACUACAUGUGCCCACUGAACUCUGAGGGCUACCCUGACAGUUUGGCCCUGGCUAAUGACAGUGCACUUACCAUAGGAACUAUAGACGAGAUCCAGAAGUUACAUAUACGCACUAUCCAUCUUGGGGAAUCCCCACGGAGGAUAGCCUAUCAAGAGACAUCUCAGACAUUUGGUGUUAUCUCCAUGAGGACUGAUGUCCUGGAAAACAACAAGACUAACUUGGUGACUGUAUUAUGUUCUCUGCUUACAGUAUUGCAUGCCCACCAGCUCCUUCCAAACGAGUUUGCCACCAGUCUGAUAUCUGCUAAGCUAGGAGAGGACCCUAACACCUACUACAUCGUGGGUACAGCCAUGGUGUACCCAGAGGAGGCAGAGCCUAAGCAGGGCAGGAUCAUUGUCUUCCACUUCAGCGAGGGCAAACUGACGCAAGUGGCAGAGAAGGAGAUCAAAGGAGCUGCUUAUACCUUGGAGGAGUUCAAUGGCAAACUGUUAGCCAGCAUAAACAGCACAGUGAGGCUCUUUGACUGGACGCCAGAUAAGGAGCUCAAUGUAGAAUGUAGUUUCUUCAACAACAUCAUAGCCCUGUACCUGAAGACGAAAGGAGACUUUAUCUUGGUGGGGGACUUGAUGAGAUCUGUCACACUACUGGCCUACAAGCCCAUGGAUGGACAGUUUGAGGAGAUUGCCCGAGAUUUUAACCCAAACUGGAUGUCAGCAGUAGAGAUUAUCGACGAUGAGCAUUUCCUGGGUGCAGAGAACUGCUUCAACUUGUUCACCUGUCAAAAAGACAGUGCUGCAACAACUGAUGAAGAGAGACAGCAUUUGGAAGAAGUUGGACUGUUUCAUUUGGGAGAGUUUGUCAAUGUAUUUAGAAAAGGUUCCUUAGUGAUGCAGCAUUCACUAGAGAGUUCCACUCCCACCCACGGCUCUAUUUUGUUUGGCACUGUCAACGGGGCUGUAGGCCUAAUUACACAACUUCCUCCAGAUUUUUACAGCUUUUUAAAAGAAGUUCAGGAAAGACUUGCAAAAGUCAUCAAAAGCGUUGGUAAAAUCAGCCAUUGCGUCUGGCGAUCUUUUUACACGGAGAGGAAGCUGGAGUCUGCCGAGGGCUUUAUUGACGGUGACCUGAUUGAGAGUUUCCUUGACCUAAGUCGAGAGAAGAUGCAGGAAGUGGUUCAGGGCUUACAGAUGGACGAUGGCAGUGGCAUGAAAAGGGAGGCAACUGUGGAUGACCUGUUAAAGAUGAUAGAAGAACUGACAAGAAUACAUUAGGAGUGGAACUCUUCAGUUUCUUAUUUAAGUAGAUGGUUUUUUGCGGAAUGCCAGUAUUAAGUCUGAACCGAGAAGAGCUGUGAAGAAGAUGACUAUAAUUUUUGUAUAGUAAUAGAAGCUUCCAUUACCAUAUGUGUGGAUUAUUGGAGCCAAGGUCUGAGAAAAAGAGUAAACAGUGAUGGUGCAGAGACAUCUUGUGAAAAGUUUUGAUUGAAAGCCUUUGGAAAAGAUGCCACUUUAAAAUCAGGAAUGUGGCCCGUGCUGAGCUGUUCAUAGUGCUUUUGUGGAACAAACCUAGUCAUUCAAUGAAAAAAUUUGCUUAAGAGAAGCUGUAUCAGUAAACCUGUAAUGUGCUGUUGUGAAGACUGAUUGUCAGAGGUGGGGAUUUGCUCUGCAUGAAGGACUGAAAUGGCUGGCUGGUGGUAAGGAAACCAGAAAGCUUGCGUGAAGGACUGAAAUGGCUGGCGGGUGGUAAGGAAACCAGAAAGCUUGCUUGAAGGACUGAAAUGGCUGGCGGGUGGUAAGGAAACCAGAAAGCUUGCUUGAAGGACUGAAAUGGCUGGCGGGUGGUAAGGAAACCAGAAAGCUUGCUUGAAGGACUGAAAUGGCUGGCGGGUGGUAAGGAAACCAGAAAGUUGGCCUGUGAUGGUGCAUAUGGUGCUCUUAGGAGAAACCAGACAGAGUUUAUUCUGAUUUGAGGAAGCAACUAAAAAGAAAUAAAAGUGGUUGGACAUUUGCAGAGUUCUAGGUGAUUAUGAGAAUAUAUGAGCUCAUAUGGAAGUAUAGCCUGGCUAGAACUCAUUUGUAAUGGAUGCUGACUUAAAACAAAUAUUUUGAAAUGUGCAGACGGGAAGCAGUCUGACUCUUUAAAGUCAGAUCUUUUGUAACUGAAGUGAUUUGUAUCAAGGUUGAAAGUUUAGUUGAAAAUGGCAAAAAUUGUUCUUUCUGAAUGAAUGAAUUUUGUUGUUUGUGUACUUAUAGAAAGCCCACUGAAUGUCAGUUAACCAGAAAUUUACAAUUCGAUGAGUGAAACAGUAAACAUGGUUGUAGGAAACCCUUCAAUAUGGAAAGAAUGGUAUAAAUCACUUGCAGGUGCCAUUGGAUAUGUGCAAGAUAAUUAGUUCAUUAGGAAAACUUAACAUUGGAGUCUGCUGUUGAGAGGUCAGAACUAGUUGGAAAUGAAAGGCCAGUUUGAGUCCUUAUUGUUACAUGUUACAUUCUGAAACGGAAUGCAUUUAUAAAAUGUGCUGUCAUCUCUCGCAGACGUAAAGAAGUAUGGUGCAUUUAUGAUAUAAAAGUGCUUGAUGAAACCCAGUUACUUCAGUGCUACCCAUGUUAGUUUUUUUAGUUAGAAAUUUUGCAUCAAAACAUGCACUGGCAUCUCUUUCAUGAACAGUUAUGAUCCUGUUCAAAAGCACAAAACAAUAAAACCGAGGAUGAUCAGUGCUUUAAAACAUUGUUGAAGACAGUCAUAAAUGGCUGUGGUUCUCAGUACAUCGAUCCUAAUUGUGUUACUAAGUUUGUAUUCUCAGAGGUUUUAAGGUCUGAAUUUGAUAAGAAUUUGGAUAAAUUUAUCAAGUAAGUGAGAAAUUCAAAUUCCUAGUUGGUGAGGUUUCCAAGCAUAAAGACACCUUUUCAAACUAAAGGUGGUCUGAAAUUGUACACUUCUACAAGCUCAAAUACACAACUGGUUAUUUUAUUUUCUGUUAAAAGCUUCUCCCUAAGACUCAUGUUUACCUUACUGAGUUGAAUAGCCUUCCCUUUAAUAUUAUGUAAAUACAUUUAAAGGUAAAUGCAAUGUGUGUCUCUGGAUCACUUUUAGAUGUGAGGUUUCCAUAAGCAGGAUCAGGUUUCAUAGUGCAGUCAAAGGUUUAAUGUACUGAUAGUCAUAACAACAAUAGUUGCUGGUAGUCGACAUUGCAUCACCUGUACAUCCCAGAACAUUUCACAAUUUUUCACCUAGUUAGUACACCGGUUGCUUAUUUGAUAAAAAAAAAAAAAAACCCUUUAACUGUUAGAUGAUUUACUGUAAAAAAAAAAAAAUUAAAAAGUACAACCUCACAAGAUAUGCCUGUAGAUCCAGAAGGCUUUGUUAAGUUUUCCUACCCAUAAACCCAAGAACCGAAGAAUUA
Liolophura sinensis is the source of this 5505-nucleotide messenger RNA. Its product is annotated as DNA damage-binding protein 1-like. The record is from RefSeq and is a predicted model, not a curated record. Gene Ontology annotation, cellular component: nucleus. Gene Ontology annotation, molecular function: nucleic acid binding; protein binding. The transcript is spliced from 26 exons. The coding region runs from base 77 to 3373 and encodes 1098 amino acids. Lineage: Eukaryota; Metazoa; Mollusca; Polyplacophora; Chitonida; Chitonidae.